This is a messenger RNA of Pichia kudriavzevii, 393 nucleotides long. RefSeq lists its product as uncharacterized. NCBI's taxonomy places the organism in Eukaryota, Fungi, Ascomycota, Pichiomycetes, Pichiales, Pichiaceae. The transcript has a single exon. The record is from RefSeq and is a predicted model, not a curated record. Gene Ontology annotation, biological process: translation. Gene Ontology annotation, cellular component: cytosolic small ribosomal subunit; ribosome. Gene Ontology annotation, molecular function: structural constituent of ribosome. Bases 1 to 393 code for a protein of 130 amino acids.
AUGACCAGAACUUCCGUCCUCGCAGAUGCAUUGAACGCUAUCAACAACGCAGAAAAGUCCGGUAAGAGACAAGUCCUAAUCAGACCAUCUUCCAAGGUCAUUAUCAAGUUUUUGACUGUUAUGCAAAAGCACGGUUACAUUGGUGAAUUUGAAUUUAUCGAUGACCACAGAUCCGGUAAGAUUGUCAUCCAAUUGAACGGUAGAUUGAACAAGUGUGGUGUCAUUCAACCAAGAUUCAACGUCAAGAUCAACGACAUUGACAACUGGACCAACAACUUGUUGCCAGCAAGACAAUUUGGUUACGUUAUCAUGACCACUUCUGCAGGUAUUAUGGACCACGAAGAAGCAAAGAGAAAGCACGUCUCUGGUAAGAUUCUAGGUUUCGUCUACUAA